Molecule: messenger RNA, 2734 nt
Organism: Effrenium voratum
Lineage: Eukaryota; Dinophyceae; Suessiales; Symbiodiniaceae
Source: the annotation of a GenBank genome assembly
AGCUGGGGCCUAAUUAAGAGGCGUGAGCUGGAGUUGUGGGGCGUUGGUGCAGGCAAGAUGAUGUGGUCAAAGCAAAAGUCUCCGCGCUUUGAAAAGGAGAAGCCUACGAACCCGAUUGGUCCUGGCUACUAUGAUCUUCCAAGCGUUCUGCACGAACAAUCCGUCACCAUCCCGGGAUCUGACAGAUUUCAGGAGCAGCCAAUGCCAGAGACGCCGGGCCCAGGAAGUUACGCACAGGGAACCAAGGCUUCGAAAGCAAAGCAGUGCAAGGAGAAUCGGCCGCCUUCUCGCGACAGAAACUCAAAGCAAAUCCAAAGCCCCAAGCAGGUGAAAGGAGACUUUCUUCAAACCAAGCUCGAAGAGGAGGAGCAUCUUCGCAGAGAAGCGGAAGGGCGCUUGUUGCAGCUGACCGAGUCGGCGCGACAAACUGCGGCAGAGUACGCUCAACUCCGCGGGGAGCAUUUUACGCUUGCGCAGACACAGGAGAAGAGCAAGAUUGUCAUUGCAGAUCUUCAAGCAGCCCUGACUGCCAUUGAAGAGAAGGUGCCCCAGCUGGAAUCACAGCUAGUAGACGCCGAGGCUGCCCGUGCAGCGGCUGCACAGCACAAGCAAGAGGCGGAAAGCCUCCGAGCAGAGGUGCCAGCUUUGCGGAAGCAGCUGGAAGACUCAGAGGCUGCGCAUGCCGCCGCUGCCAAGCAGCAUGCGGAAGAAGUGCAGAGGUUGCAGGGAGAGGUCUCCCAGGUACCAGAGUUGAAAAAGCAAUUGGCUGAAAUGGAGGCUAUGCGACGGGCUGCUGCUGUGCAGCAUGAAUGUGCAGAAGAGCGGCUUCAGACGGAAGUGGCUCAGGUCUCCGAAUUGCAGAAGCAGCUCCAAGAAGCCAAGGCCAGUACGGACGCCAUCAUGGCGGAGCAGGCCGAAGAGAUUUCGACGCUCCAGGCGACCGCAUCCAAGGUGCCUGGACUGGAGAAGAAUUUGUUUGACAUCGAGGCCGCCUUGGCAGCUGCUCGGGAGGAGAGCAGCCAAGUUGAGAGCCUUCAAGCAGAGGUGCCAGGUUUGCGGAAGCAGCUGGAAGACUCAGAGGCUGCGCAUGCCGCCGCUGCCAAGCAGCAUGCGGAAGAAGUGCAGAGGUUGCAGGGCGAGGUCUCCCAGGUGUCAGAACUACAGCAGCAGGUGAAAGACAUGGAGGCUGCAUUGGAAGCUGCUGCAAAAGAGCAGGAGCAAGAGUCAUGCAAAUCUCGAGCAGAAGCUUCUCAGGUGCACGAGUUGACGAAGAGGCUCGCUGAUCUCGAGGCUGCAGGCCAAAAGGCAGCUGAGCGGCACGAGCAAGACCUGCAGAAGCUGCGUGAGGAGGCCUCUUCCAGUGCCAUUGAGCAUGAAGGUGCCCUUGCAUCGCUGCAAGCAGAGGUUUCGCAGGUGCCGCUGUUGAAGGAGCGUCUCGCAGAAGCGGAGGCUACCAUCACCGUGCAGCGUCAAGCGGAGCUGCAGGCCCAGGCUGCAGAGGCGGAGUUGCACAAGAAGCUUGCAGACGCUGAGGCAAAGUGCCAGAGCGUUGAGUUGGAAGCCAAUGAAACCGAGGUGACUCAGCUUCAGGAACAGCUGGCUGCAGCUCGCGCAGAAAACUCUGCGUUAAUGUCCGACAAGGAUCAACUGAAGAAGGACCUGGAGAAGCUAAAGUUUGCCGAGAUCAAUGCGAAUAUGACGAAGAAUGCCAAGGAGCGCGCAGAAGCUCAAGUCCGAGACCUGAAAAUGGAUCUGGAACAGUGGCGCUCCAAGGCUCAAAGCUUUGUCCGAGAUGAAGACAAGAUGAAGCGGCAAGAGGAGGAUGUCGGCCGCCUUGAGCAGGAAGCCAAGGAUUUGCACCAGCAGAACGCGCAGCUUCUGGUGACCUUUCAGCAAUUCAAGACAGAGUGGGAUUUGAUGCGGGCUGAAAACCAGAGCCUGCAGGAGACGCUUGCCACAUACGAGAUGAACCUGGACCGAGCAACUGACCACAAUGCCCAGAUGAUGGGCCAUGUGAAUCCAAAGCAAAAGAUACGUCACAUGGUCAACUUGAAGGAGGAAAACAAGGAGUUGCGCGAGCAGCUGAAGAAGGCAAAGCAGCGCAUCACGCAGCUAGGAGUUUCGCGCAAGGGCGAAGGGCUGCUAGAAGCUCUCGCCUCCUUCUCGCAUCGUGGGCUUGGUGCUGAUCAGCUCUCCAUCCCAGCGAGCGCUUGCCCAGACACUCCAUGCCAGUCUGUUCAAGGAGAGUCUCGGACGCCGAAGCGUCCGUCAACGCCCAGCCGCAAAAUGUCCCCGCGGAGGGGCAGCCCAGAGGAGGAGUACCAAGUCUGGCUUGCCGAUGAAGAUCGGCGGCGGCAGUUGCAGGAUAGGGCCGUGGAACGCGUGCAGACCGACUUUCAGCACUUCAUCGCACUCAUAGAGCGGGCUGUGCUGUCGGGUGAGAUGUCCGGGGACUCGCCGAACCCAGCAGCAUUGCUGGAACGCCUUCGUUCAGUUGUCCACCCGGCCAUGCAGGGCGGGCGCGUUGCCUCCGGUACUCCUUGAAGAUUCAGAUGGUGACGGGGGAAGCGAUUCGUUUGGACGUUUGCGAAUCUCUGUGACAUCGCAUUUGCUUGUGCGUAAUUCAGUGCCAAUUAGAGCCGGGGCAGCUUCCAUGCCUGAUGGAAAAGUGAUGGAUGGUCUAUUCGCAAAGUUCGAGCUUCAGUGUGCAGUGGCGCGCAUUAGUUUGAUUCAG